GACACUUUAUGCAGUGGCGUUUUUUUAUGAUGGUAUUUACUGCAGGUGCAGUCUUGGGAGCAUUAUUAAUAAAUAUUCUGGUAUUAAAACCAAGAGAUGCUAUGCCCUAUGUUAUCUUGACUGGUCUUGGUAUACAAAAUUUUUAUGUUUUGACAGAGACUGGACAAUAUUUAGAGAACGAGUCAGAAACCAUAUACAUGAACGCCACACGGUUCAAAUGGUUUCAAUGGGACAGAAGUAAUCGCACUUUAUUGUUAAACUUUCUGCUACAGACAAAGAGACCCCUUUCAUUUAAUUGUUACAGAAUUAUUUACCAAAAUCGUGCACUACUACUUCUGGUAUUUCGUAUGCUACAUUUAUAUACGGCGUUCUACAACGGCUUACAACCUACGUAAUAUUUAAACAUUCUGCUGUUUGUAAAAAUAAAAAUCACUCUACUUUUUAACGCAGAAGUUAGCUAUGCCAAAUUGAUAACAAAGGAACAAAUUAAAAUUUUUGGCAAUCAA
Diabrotica virgifera virgifera (western corn rootworm) is the source of this 506-nucleotide messenger RNA. RefSeq lists its product as uncharacterized. Gene Ontology annotation, molecular function: odorant binding; olfactory receptor activity. The coding region runs from base 9 to 395 and encodes 128 amino acids. The record is from RefSeq and is a predicted model, not a curated record. The transcript has 4 exons. Gene Ontology annotation, biological process: sensory perception of smell. Gene Ontology annotation, cellular component: membrane. NCBI's taxonomy places the organism in Eukaryota, Metazoa, Arthropoda, Insecta, Coleoptera, Chrysomelidae.